Messenger RNA from Symbiodinium sp. CCMP2592, 447 nucleotides. The record is from the annotation of a GenBank genome assembly. Lineage: Eukaryota; Dinophyceae; Suessiales; Symbiodiniaceae.
AUGGUGCUUCCGGCAACCGGUCAACAAGGGUUUCAGUCUUCGCAAUCGCCGGAAGAUCGAGCGCGUGAUUUGAGCUCUCGCUUGCAGUCAAUGCCGCCGAUCUGCAAGUACAAAGGCUUCAUACCAGCUUCCAGGGAGCUGUGUGGUGAGACCUUCACACAGCAAUGCCUAAGUGCUCGGGAAACACCGAGAACGGCUGGUGGGGGCACCCCCUUCGAGGCAUGGGCGAAAACAGGAGUUGGUGCAGCAGGCAGAAUCGUGUGCCAGGGCAAGGGCUUGCGCGUGGACCUGCAGGAGCAGCAUGCUGCAGAGCAAUGCCGUGCUGGGCUGGCCACCAUCAUGUCUGCAAGGGUGCGCCUCAGUUGGUUCCUUGCACCUCGGAGAGUGCUCGAAAUAUAUUUGCUGGUACAGGAUAAGAGAGCUCCUUUUCUGUUGCGGAUGCCUUAG